Molecule: messenger RNA, 9192 nt
Organism: Rattus norvegicus (Norway rat)
Lineage: Eukaryota; Metazoa; Chordata; Mammalia; Rodentia; Muridae
Gene: Vps37c
Product: VPS37C subunit of ESCRT-I
Biological process (GO): macroautophagy; protein transport; viral budding via host ESCRT complex
Cellular component (GO): ESCRT I complex; nucleoplasm; late endosome membrane
Molecular function (GO): calcium-dependent protein binding
Source: RefSeq, a predicted model, not a curated record
AAAAGAACUUGAUUGUAGGGGUUGGGAUGCUGCAGAUACAAGGUCACAUUGUCCCAUAAUUAUUGUUAGUCUCCUUAAUAACCAUUGCUCAUGUCUUACCACAUAUCAAUGUGAUUAUCAGGUAAACCUUUUGGGAUGCAGACUCCAAAGCUAAAAUGUAGUCAAACAGCAUCUCAGACCCAAGCAGAGAUUUCUCCUAAUUCCUCAUUAUCUACUGACCUGAUGGCCUCAGAAAUGUAUCUGAAAAAUGCCUUGGUGUAUGCCUUGUUCUGUUACUUUACAAACUUCACAAAACACUUCUACAUUGGAACAGGUUAUUUAAGUCAAACUGAAUUUGUGUCCCAUGUCAUGGUCACUCUUACUUGACUCAGAACAAAGUGUCUCUUAUUCCCGUUGAGAUGAGAGCUGCUUUGUGUGGACAGAAGUCAGAUUCAAGUGCAGGAGGAGGCCUUGCAUGACAGAGCCCAGGCAUUGACAUGGUUUUCUUAGGCUGGAAGCUAAUAUCCCAGGGUCCCCAUAACCACUGUGGCCAAAAGGGAAUGGCGUUCACCUCUUAGGUCUGGUUUGUUCUUAUCCCUUCCUGGAGCUUGUCACCCUGGGCGAGUGAGGAUGGAUGAAGUCUGAUGCUUACACAGAACUACCCAUCUACAGACGACUAAGUGCAAUCUAGGGUCCUGACAAAGGGUACAUAGCAGGGUCUGAAGGGGACACUUAGGACCUCAGCCAUUAUAGUCUUAGGGUCAAACUAUAAAAAGGAGUGUGCACAGCAGGUCAGGGAUACCAUGGUGCAAGACUAGGCCAUUUGGACUUUCCCUUUGGAAAUUCCAUGCUUGUUUCUCAGGAUACUUCAGAACUUUUGUCAAAUGAAGCCAAGCCUGCAAGUCUGCGCAGGCGCACUAGUAAUGGGCGGAGCCCUGCGUCGGGGGCGGAGUUAGGGGUGGGGCCUUCUCUGCGCGGGCGGGGCCGAGUGGCCUUCCGCGGGUGUUGCUCCUGAAGCCACCCGCGUAUGAGUGCCGGUAUCGUGGCCAUCCCGAGGCCCACAAAGCAGGACGCCGGGAGCGCGGCGGAGGGGCACUGCGGCUCGCUCCCGGCUGGACGCGGGAGGAAGUCACAUCCGGUAGGGGCGGGCUCGUGGAUUCCGGAAGUGCAGGCAGCGGCUGAUUGCCCGUGGCGGCGGCUCCGGUAGGUGAGCACCGCUGGGGAGGGUCUUGGGCAGCGGCGGACGGUGGCGAACCGUGCUGGGGGCGUUGCCGGCGAGCUCUGAAGCCUUCCGCCGGCUGGGUUCCUGGCCGAGGCCAGCGAUUGGGCACAAUGGGCGCGUGACUCCCUGUGGGCCUGCGCCCCUGCAGCACGGUGGGAGGGAUGGAAGGUGGGAGGCUGUCCUCUCCGGUUGCCUCAGCCCCGCCCCCUCCCACCUAUCCGCUAACGCCACGCAGUCCUUCACCCUCUGUAGGAGUAUCUUGUGGUCACUAUGUCAUUGAGAACCUCUUUGCCUCUUGUACGGUUUGGGAAACUGAGGCCUGCGUGUAUUCUGACUUGCCCCAGCGAUAUAGUGGAGUUGGAGGGACUCUGACCUUUGUUUUGCUGGCCUGUGUCUUUCCCCAGGGUAGCAAUAGGUGGGGUUCUUCCUCUUUCUUCUGGAUCCCGACUUGGAUGUCCAGCAUGGCUGAGCCAUCCUUACUUCUGGGUCUUCCAGGUGUCAAGGACAGCAGUGUAUGGUCCCAGCAUGUGUCUGGUUCUGCUUUGAUUCUUCCCUCACAGCUGGUUAGGGGUGUUCUUCCACUUUUUUGGCGGAUCAAGACAUUCCCAGAGAUGUGUUUGAGUUACUGGUAGAGUUGACUAUAAUCAGGUUCACAUUUCUUGAGUCCAGCCUAUACCUUGUCAAUCAGAUUAGGGCUAUCCAGCUUGAGCUAAGGAGCCUCACAGAGUACCAGGGCUCCUUCAUUGCUCCAUGCCUAUUAUCCAGGUGUCUCUACCUAUAGUGUGUCACUCUAUAUUCAGUGUCAGCCCUGCAGCUAGAAAUGGUGAUGAGAUAGGGACUUAGAAGGGAAAGACUCUUCUUUGCUUAGUACCUAGGAAGGGACCUGAUCUGGGGAUUGUGGAAUGGAAGGCUGCUGUGUGAAAUGGUGGACUCUGAAAUGAGUCUUUGUUCUUGGCCAUCAUAGUGCCCAGAAAAGCCUUUUUCGUAAGAUUGUCUUGGAAAUCUGGCCCAGUGCCUUUGUCAUUUCCAUUAAGUAGAAAACAUGAUGGAGUGCUUCAGUGGGGCUGUUUUUCUGUUGCUGCUUUGCCAAGCAGUAGUUCUGGUUGCAUGUUCCGUUGUCCUGUGCUGGGUACUGUUUUGGGGGAUGUUUUGAACUGGAUUCUAGAUACAGAGAACACCUCUGAGUGACUGGUAAUCCCAGUUUACGGAAUUGGCUAGUAUCAACUAGUGAGUGGCUGUUAGGAUUUGUUUAACUCCCUUGUCUCUUUUCAAAGCAAAUGUGACUUUAACUCUAAUACUGCCUCCCAGAUGCCUCAGUUGCCCUAAUGUGUUGGAGCUUAAGAAUUGUUUAUGGUAAUUCUGGUUGAAAAUGCAGAGCCCCCAUCUCUGUCUCCAGAUGUUAUCUGGCCAGAGCCCCAGGAGUUUGUUUUUAACACACACACUGCCUGGGUGAUUCAGAUCUUGAUGCAAAUUUGUAGAUUUGCUGGGCCAAUGGAGCUUGGAUAUGAGGUGGAUAUCAGGAUUCUUGUUGCCUCUUGCUUAUUGCUUUGGCAUGUGUUAAUGUGCCAUUCAGAGGGCUUUGAGAUAAAUAGCCACAUGACUCAUUCCUGGACACUUUUGGCUCCUAGUAGUGGGGUUUUUCCAGACGGACCAAUGAGGUCAUUGAGGACCUGCAUUGGAGCAGUUGAAUUGCUGUUGUGGGCGGCGGCGGGGGUGGGGAGGUUGUGUUAGCAGUUUCCUCUUGGGAUCUGGAGUUCCUGGAAGGUGCUCAUCUGUCCCUACCCAGACUGCCCUGUGACACAGGUUUCAGUGAUGGCCACAGCCUUUAGGUUGUGUGGGCUUUGGCUGCAUGUUCCACAAAUCCCUUCCUCCAUUCUCUCCUCUUUACCUGCUUUCCCUGGCUGUCUGGGAGAAGGUAGAUAUCAAACAGGUUUGCCUUGAUUGGGCUGGAGUUGACAGGUGAGGCCCUGGGGCUUAGGAUGGGCUCCAGAAGGGAGUCUCCACUGUGAACUUCAAGGUAGCUUCAGCUAGCUGGGCCUCUUCACUGAAGACCUGUGAGUGUUUUAACCCCCACAGCGAAGGUAUCCAUCUCCCCGACAGGUUCUCAAGCAGCAGAAGGAGCAGGCUAGGAUUGUGCUGUUACUUUAUUUUCCUGCCCCAUAAACAGCAACUUUGCAUUUAAUAUCUUUGUGAGCAGAGGGCUUAAUGUGUUGGGUACUUUUCCUAUUGCUGCGGUAGAAAUACCUGGACACAGUCCAUCAAAAAAGUGAAGGGGGUUAACUCAGGGCACAGACCUUUCUGAGGUGGAGUGAUGGUGGCAGGAGCUUGAGGUGGUUGAUCAUGCUGCACUGUUGUCAGCCAUCAGAGCCGUGGAUGCUACUGCUCAGCUCAUGCUCUCUGCUCAGUCCAGGACCUCAGCCUAUGCUGCUGUCCAAGCUGAGGUGGGAAGACCUCUUUCAAUUAAGUGAGUAAGACAGUCCCUCACAGGCCUGCCCUGGUCUCCUAGGUGGUGAAAGACCUGUCUCAUUGACAAACCACCAUGGUUACUUUUUAUUUUAUCAUCUUUAGAUGGGGCCUUGUGUAGGCCAGACUGGCUUUGACUUGCUCUGUAACAGAGGAACCUUGAACUUCACCUUCCUGCUUCCACUACCCAAGUGCUGGGGUUACAGGCGUGUCCUACCACACCUGACUUGUGUCGUGCACGGGAUCACACCCAGGGCUUCACCUGGGUCAAAUAAGCACUCUUCCAACUGAGCCAGGCCUUGAUUUAAACUGUUUUAAAUUUGCCAUGACUCGUGUUGUGUCCUAGGAUGUGGUAUAUCUUGGCAAAUGUUUUAGGAAAACUUCAGAAAAAAGCGUGCCCUGCGGUCGUGUGGAGUGUUCUAUAAAUUUCAGUGGUCAAGUCCAGUCUGUUGGGAGUGCUGGCCACUUGUUUUCUCUCGUCUUGGAGGGAGACACCCCAAAGACCUAGUACCCUUCAUUCUUAGUAUUAUGGCUUUAGGUAAGUGGCCUAGGGUGUAGGGAGGGACCUCAGCUCUCUGUUUUAUCUCUCUGAGCUUCUCAGCAGCAGCAACUAACUAGCAGCUCUUCCUUAAACUCCCAGCAGCCAGAGGCUCGCUGCUCUCCCACAGUCCCUUGCCUUUUGUAGCUUCUGUUCUUGCUCUUCACAGCUUUUCACCUCUGCAAUCUGCUCCCAGCACGUCCAUCUUUUUUCUCAGUCUCUGUCCCUGGCCGUAAGAGGCCACUGCCACCUGCUAGCUGCUGCUGGGUGUGGAAAGCUGGCAGCCCUGGAGUUACCUGUUCUUCACACAAUCAGCUUGGCGUUCUCUACUCCUUGGCAACCAGAGUACCGAAAGGAAGCUUUCUUGGGGCCUGUGCUGCAGCAUUCAGGACAGUGUAGGGGAGCGAGGAGGUUUCCCAGCAGAGGGAGAGCAUACCUUUCUUAGCUGACCAGUCAGUCCUACAAACUCACUAGCUGUCCCAGGUUGGGGCAGAGCUCCUCCCUGACGGGGUUGAGGAUUUGCUGCUAUGAGGUCCCUUGUGAUGAAGUCCAGAGUAGUAGCCAUGGUCUUGGCUAUCUGAAGGGCAUCCUUGCUUUGAUGUGGCCUCAAGAAACCAAAUUCCCCCAAGUAAAGCCUUUGUGGGUGUCCUGGCCUUGACAGUUGUAUGGUCAGAGCAAAAUCCUUGGAGAAUGACUGUGUCUGGCUUGGGUUUCCUCUGGGAGACUGAAGUCCUAACAGUCGGAGGGGUUUUGAAACAGCAUGAUUUGUCAAUUUACAGAAUUGUCAGAGAAGUGGCUAAUUUAUUGGCAGCUUAUGCAAUUUUCAUGAAAAUGGGGGUUUCUUAAGUUGGCUGUCUCUGGUAAAACUUCGGGAGUGGAGGAGGCCACAGUGUUCCUGACAACUCUCCCUCAGUCUGGGAGUCAGGGAAGAUUUCCACCUCCUCUGUCCUUGCCCAGCCUAGGGCAGGUUGUUUAAGUACUGCUCUGGGUAAUUACUUACAUCUGGGAAUGCUGGGAAGAAGGGGCUAAUGGUUGCCAGUCAAAUCCUACUUAUGCCUGACAGCUUCCAUAAAUCAAAAGGAAAAAUUAAUUGACACUUCUAAUAAAGAUCUCUUAUACAAUAAACAUUUUAUUUACUUAUUUUUCUUUUUUGAGACAGGGUCUCUACAUAACCCUGGCCAUCCUGGAGCUUACUCUGUAGAUCAGGCUGUUCUUGAACUCAGAGAUCUGUCUGCCUCUGUCUCUUAGGUGCUGGGAAUAAAGGAGCCUCCCACCAUGCUCACAAGUCUUGGGUUUGAAGUUAGGGUUAGUGGAGUUGACUGAGACUGCCAAGGAACCCUGCAACUGAGUGACGAAAGUUGACAAUUAGAAGGUGGACAGAGGACUAAAGCAGUAUUUCUCCAGAGAAUAUAUGAAUAAUGACCAAAAGUCCCUAAACAGAUAUGUGUGCAUCAUUAGUCAGGGAAAUGCAAAUUAAAACCAUAGUGUAACACAAGUAUGCUGGCUGGAUGAGCACUAAAAAUAGGAAAAGAGCCUGGUGGUGGCUCAGUCGGUACAGCGCACAAGGACCGGAGAAGCCGAGUAAAGGCUGAGCACGUGUCACAAGCCUUUGCUGGGGAAGAUGGAGACAGGAGACUCUGAAGCCCAUUGGCCAGCCCAUCUAGCCAAUCAGCUAGCCUCAAGUUCACUGAGAAUGCCUGUCUCAAAAAAUAAAGAUGACUGGAAGAGAGAUGCCCAAGUCAGCCUCUGCAUGCACAAAUACACAUGCACACACUAAUAAGAAUUUACAUCACAUUUACCACACACACACAUGUAUACACACACCAGUCAGAAUAUACAUCACAUAUACCACACACAUACAUGUGCCCACACCAGUCAGAAUAUACAUCACAUAUACCACACACACAUACAUGUGCCCACACCAGUAAGAAUACACAUCACAGGGGCUGGGGAUUUAGCUCAGUGGUAGAGCGCUUACCUAGGAAGCGCAAGGCCCUGGGUUCGGUCCCCAGCUCCGAAAAAAAAGAACAAAAAAAAAAAAAAAAAAAAAAAAAAAAGAAUACACAUCACUUAUACCACACACAUUAUUAAGAAUAUAUAUCACAUAUACCAUAUGCUCACACACAUACAUGUACAUACACCAAUAAGAAUAAACAUUACAGUCACCACACACAUGCACAUGAGUCACACAUUAAGUGAAAUAGGAAACAAGUGUUAAUGAGAAUGUGGAGAAUUGAAGGCUUGUGGCAAUGUGAAGUGGUUUACCCACUGUGGGAAGCAGCACGGUGAUCCCGCACCUGAUCACUUACUGAGUGACACAGCAGUUCUGCUUCUGUAUCUGCGCUGAAGAAAUGAAAGCAGGAACUGGGACAGCCAUUUGUGUAUGAACACAGCAGCGCUGUUUAUGACAGUCGGAAAGCAGCCACUUCCCCAGUGUCUGUGAACAGGACAGUGACAUGGAAUGAGGUACAGGUAUCCGGCAGCCAGAGUCCGACAGUCUCACAUGGAUGAAGCUCAGAGACAGCGUGUUGUGUGAAGGAGAAGAUGGAGGGGCUGAAAGACAAGACCCUGCAGGAGCUGGAGGAAAUGCAGAAUGACCCAGAAGCCAUUGCCCGGCUGGCCUUGGAAUCGCCUGAGGUUCAGGACCUGCAGUUAGAACGGGAGAUGGCUCUGGCCACCAACCGGAGCCUGGCAGAGCAGAACCUGGAGUUCCAAGGUCCCCUGGAAAUCAGCCGCUCUAACCUCUCAGACAAAUACCAGGAGCUGCGGAAGCUUGUGGAGCGGUGCCAGGAGCAGAAAGCCAAGCUGGAGAAAUUUUCCUCAGCACUGCAGCCUGGGACCUUGUUGGACCUUCUACAGAUUGAAGGCAUGAAGAUCGAGGAGGAGUCUGAGGCCAUGGCUGAGAAGUUCCUGGAAGGUGAGGUGCCCUUGGAGACAUUCUUAGAGUCCUUUUCUUCCAUGAGGACACUGCUGCACCUGCGUCGAGUUCGUGUAGAGAAGCUCCAGGACGUGGUGAGGCGGCCUCGAGCUCUGCCAGAGCUGGCUGGAGAUGCCCCUCCAAAGCGCCCACCACCCCCACGCCCGGCGCCCCAGGCAGCACCCCCUGAGACUGAAGAACAGACUCCGCAGCCCUCUGUAGUGACUCCCUACCCUUUGCCCUACAGCCCAUCCCCAGGCUUGCCUGUGGGCCCCACAGCCCAGGGAGCCCUGCAGCCAGCCCCCUUCCCUGUGGUGACCCAGCCUUCCUCCUAUGGGGGGCCCCUGGGUCCUUCUUACCCAUCACCUCAGCCAGGACCCAGGGCCAUGGUGGGUUACUCUUGGUCUCCACAGAGGAGUGGCCCGCCCCGGCCUGGCUAUCCUGUGGCUCCGACUAGCACCUCUGGUCCAGGAUACCCCUUAGUGGGGGGCCAAACUCCUGGUCCUGGUUAUCCUCAACAGUCCCCUUACUUCCCAUCAGGAAGCAAACCUCCCUACCCAACACAGCCUCAGCUCCCUGGCUUCCCAGGACAGCCCCCGCCGCCAGUGCCCCCUCAACCUCCAUACCCUUCUGGGGUAACACCCCCCUAUGGCUUUCACCCUCCAGGAUCUGCCUGGCCUAGGUAUUAGUCUGGUCCAUGUCCAUCUUCUUCCUUCUACACCACAGCCUUUGGCCUCCAUUUGCUGAGAUUUGAGGUUAACACUGGACCUGGAGGUGACAUGCUCUGAAAUGUUUGGACACACAGGAGCCUUGAGCCUAUAGUUGGAAGCACAUAGGCCUCCUGAAAGGCCCUGAACAGUACAGCAUGAAUCCUUCUGGGAGCUCCUUCUGCCAGGGACCAGCUCAGCACAUCCUGAGUGGCCUGGUGGGGGGGAGCCCAGGGCUCUCUGGUGUCUGUGUGAACGGGUGUGUUCAUGUCUUUGCACAGCUACCUGCGCUUGAUCCCUGACAGCUGAACCAAUGUAGAAUGAUCUUGAUGGCAGGGUGGCCCUGGGUCUCAGACCCUGCUCAUCCGGGCUGUCCCUUGGAACUUGGCAUGUUUGAUGUGGAAUCACAUGCCAAGUGAGGUCAGAGCUCUGACUGUCCAUUUAAGGACAGUCUGUCUUAUUUACCACAGUUGGGUCCUAGGAAAAACGGGGACUUCGUGCCCUGAGAGCCUUAUUUUAGUUGCUGUGCCAAUGUCAGGCAAGUGUAUUCUAUGUGCUGACAAGGACCACAGCAGCAGUGGUAUCGUGAGAGAGUUGGGAUGCCGAGGGAGACCCAGGCCUCAAACUGUAUGGUUAGAUGUCCUGGGGUCACCCUGGAGCCCUUGGCUGGAGUGGGGGACCAGGGUUACCUCCCAGCCAUUUUCCACUCCUGGGCCCCUCCACUUCUGGCUGGCUUUUUCUGAGGUUCACCCACCCCUCCACUCCUUUAGUGCCUUGACUCUUAUUUGCUAGCUGCCCCUUUACCUUGUGUAUUUCCUUCCUUCUCCCAGUGUCCCUGCAGAACAGACACCAGACCUACCCUUUCAGAACAUCCCCAUGGUGCUUCCCAGACAUCAUCACUACACUGGGGCUGCUUUCUCUACACUCUGUUUCCAGACUAAAGGGUAGGACUGUGAGCGCAGCCCCAGCCCUGGAUGGGGCCGAAGCCUGCUUAGUAAUGAAAGUGACUACACCAUAUACUGAAGGGGUUGCAGCAGAUGAUGCAUCUGUAUGGCUGGUCCAGAUGUGAACCAGGUCUCAGGGUGGACCCUGGAGCUGCUACGGGUUAGGAAACUGUAUGUGCCUUGAAACAUCCCCUGCCUGGGUACCCAGCCUCUGGUGGACCAAGGUGCUGGGGGUCAAGGAGGAACCCCAUCUUCUGGUGCCACUCCGCCCACAGACCAGGGGUGCAGUACCAACUCGGCUUGCUUCUCCUAAGUUAUUUAUAACGUGGAAUCACUAAUGGAGUCUGUGGUAGACUGCUGCUGAACUGGAUAAUGACUGCCCGUCUGUUUGUGCAAUUGCCAUAAUAAACGUCGAUGAGUUC